AUGAGAAAUAGUGACCAUCUCCGCAACUUGCUACACUGGGCCGGCUACAGAACUUCUGGGGAGCUACUCGGUGUAUGUACGUGUUUUACUACGCAAAUACAUUGGACCCAUUUGACCCAUUUGACAGGGUCUCAUGGAUACUGCGUGACCUUGGCGGAGGUGGCCCCUGUUAUGGAUUGUGAGGAAAGGCGACCGCACUUGGCCACCAAAGCUGGCCGGACCAGCAAACAUCAUGGCAGUGCAGGGAGGAAACUAUUGGUCCCACAAACUCGAAAACUUUUGAAAUCUAAACUACACUUCUCAAAAUUGCGGACUUUCCCUAGUGACAGGGAGUAA
Messenger RNA from Pochonia chlamydosporia 170, 336 nucleotides. RefSeq lists its product as hypothetical. The transcript has a single exon. Lineage: Eukaryota; Fungi; Ascomycota; Sordariomycetes; Hypocreales; Clavicipitaceae. The coding region runs from base 1 to 336 and encodes 111 amino acids. The record is from RefSeq and is a predicted model, not a curated record.